AUUGAGAUACAGUCUAAGGUGUCGGCCUAUAUGCGACUGGAGACAAACUCGCAUUCGGAUUCGGAGUGCAGCAAUAGUGGUGUGGGCGUGGCUACCACAGCUUCCUAUAAAGUGCUUCCCGUCUCGGACUCGCCACCGCCGGCACCAUGCCCCUUUCCGCCCACCGCCAUGGUGUACUCAAUGCGGGGCCUUGGUAAGUAUGCUGGCAAUCCAAACAGUGCACCACAAUCAGCGGCAACAGCUGCUAAUAAUAGUAAUAAUAAUAAUAAUAACAACAACAACAGCACCGCUAAGGACACCGUCAACAACAACAACAACAAUAAUAAUAAUAAUAAUAAUAAUAAUAGCAACAAUCACAAUAGCAAGCACAACAACAACAAGUUCAGCUCCAGUCAAUCGCUCAAUGGUCAGUCAAAGCACAACAACAACAAUAAUUCCGAUCCUGAUAUGAUCUCACCGACGGUUAUGGCCAAAUUUCUGGAGGAUGAGCUAAAGUUGAACGAUGUGAAGCAUUGUGACACGUGUCAAUGCAGCAAACAGGAUCUGACAGUGCUGGCGGAUGUCUCACGUUCCUAUACGGUGGCCACACAGACACCACAUAGCUUAGCCACCGGCUCCACACUAAAUGAGCCACUGACUCAGCUCUGUCUGCGGUGUCACAGCAAUCUCAAUUCGCCAUCUCGCACAAAUAGUCCAUACUUAAUGAAGUUGGUCAAGUCAAGUGAUUCGGUUAUUUCGGAGACAAAAAGUUCCGUUUCGGAUUUGAAUGACAUGGAUAAGUUAUUUACGCCGCCCAAGAAGGAUGACCUAAUGGUAAAUCCCAUAUUGGGACAUCACAGACUUUGCGAGAGAACUGCAGGACAGGAUUAUGCUGCCAGCAAGCUGACAGCCUCGACCAUGAUGUAUCCCACAACACAUUUGGGCGCCUAUGCGGCCGAGAAAUAUCUGCUAGAGACGAGUAAUCUCGGCCAGCUGCGUCAUGGCUAUCAGCGUCGAUUCUUGGAAGGCGGCGGCACAGCGUUGCAGCUUCUCAACAAAUACGAGGCGACACCAACUGCCGCCACAGAGGAACUGGAAGAUGAGGUCAUCAAACCAUUGCUGGCUGGCAUAUCACAAGCCAAUCUGCUGGAGGCAGAGCAAACGGUGCCAGUGCAGUCCGUGAAGCCGGAGGAUGUCUGUGAACCGCUACCUAGGAAACCAGCACCCGUCGCCGGCUCACAGCUUAAGUCGAACACUUCGGGCAGCGUUCAGAGCCUCUGGAGCAACAAGACGAGCAGCUGCGAGGGCGCCAAAAUGUUUGAGACAUUCAACAGAAAUCUCAUCAAGACUAUCAAGGCGGAGAAUCCAAAGAAUCGAGGUCCACGUCUCUGUGCCAUGCGGAUUCAGCAGAACGGCCAAAGCAACAUAUUGCUGGACAAUCUGGAGUCUAUAGAGACGCAUUUGCCGGUGAUCUACAAGCGACGCGAGAGAUUGUUGGACGAGGAGCUCAACGAUGGCAAGGAUAUCAUCACCUCAAAGGAAAGCAAUGCGGCGGCAGCUGUGGAUGCGUGGCAAGCAUCUGUGGCGCCGCACGAGACUGGGGCACUGCAACCGGUGCUGGAGCCGCAGGUGGAGCUAAAAGAGACUGAAAAGAUGGCACAGUUGGACGCGUCAACGACAAUGGCCGAAGGAGCGGAAGUGGGAACGGGAACGGGAACAGCAGAAAUUGUGGGAGCUGCAGCUGGUGUGGUGACCAACUCACCGAAGCAUUCGGUCAACUCGAGUUCGCUGAGCGAUGCCAUCGACUAUCAGGAGAGCGUGUUGUUGCGUCGCCAGCAGUUGAACCGUGUGGCAGAGUGGGUGCAACACAAUACACAGCAGUUGGAGCAGCGGGCGUUGCAGCAACCGGCAUUGCCAAGUGAUUCCAACUCGGGUACAGAGCGGCAAUCAUCAUACUCCACACUGGACCACAUGGACUCCAUAUCGAUUGAGAAGCUGAGCAUGGACUCGGGCUACAAGACAACGCCACAACAGCUUACCAACGGUUAUGCCGAUGCGGGCAAAUCCACAGAGGAUUCGCUGUCACCCAAAACGGAUAUCACCAGCAACUCAUUGCCGGAGGCGACUCCAGCUGCCGCCACAGUUGCCGCUGCCGCUGCCGCUGCCGCCACCAAGAAGGCAGAACUUUGCACCACCUACUACAGACGCACCACUCGAUCCGGGCUGCCUGUGGCCUAUACCACAACCACAACCACAACGACAACAAUGACAGCUGCUGCAACUGGCGGCGAUUCACAGCAAUGCUCCUCGUCGGGCUCCCCCUCGCUGCUGUGCCCCGAACAGCCCACGUGUGAUAUACUCAACUACAAAUAUUAUCCCAAUGAUACGGACAAGACGCGCUCCGUGCAGGCGGAGCUACAUACGACCACACAACAUGUCGACAUCGCCCAAAUGGAGUACAAUGUCAAGCAGUUUCUCCUCAAGCAGAAUGAAUGGUCUAUGCGUGCCGAGGCAGCGACCGUAGCAGGAGGAGGAGGAGGAGCAACCACUGUACAAUCUUCAACCGGUGCUGCCCCAAGGUUAUUGCGGCACACACGAAUCCUCGGACCAGGUGUGGGGGAACGGGUGCGCAUGGCAACGCCGGGAGGCGCUGUUGCUGCCACGCCCAGUGUCCUGGCACCGCACAGAACUGAAACGAAUUUAUAAGAGAAACAACCGAAAAAGCCGGAGAAUGAUAAACCAAAUUGUAUUCUAGUUUAGCGCAAGACGAGAGAACAAAAAUCCCAAAAUUAUGAAAUUAAAAAAUGCUUAAGUUAUAAUGAGUACUAUAUAUACUAGUAAAUGUACGAUAUAAAUAUAUAUAUAUAUAUAUAUAUUUACCUAUGUAAUACUUAAAACUACAUCUAAGCUUCAACAGGGAAUUCAUGGCGUUGGCGAAGUUACGUUUAUUUAUUUAAUUUAGAGAAGUUUUUUGGAUUCCAUAUAUACGUAUUUCGUAUGUCUUCCUGCUUCUGUAUAAACUGUAUAAACUAACUUUUAGAGAUCGCUUUUCGAACCUUUCGAUUUAUCAACCUUUAUGUCUUCCUUUCUCACUAUCGAGUCGUGUCUGUCCCGUUUUCUCCUUUUCUCUCUCACUUUUCUGCACUCUUUCCAACGCCAGUUAAUCCCCGGCAUAUUUAAAGCAUAUGAUUAUUCCAUAUGAUAUUCAAAUUUCGCAUUACCUUUUGGUGUCUGCAUGUUAAUCGCCCCAUUUAAUACACUUACUUAAAUAUAUCUGCCUAGGCUCUAAUGAUAACUUAAAGAUAUUAUGCUAUAUAUACAUUUAAAAGAAACAAAAAAAAAAAAAAUAAACAAUUGAUUGAUAUGUAUUUGAUAAGCGCAUUAUAUUUUCUAGAUUCCAAUUGUGCAAUAUUUGUUAUUAGCGUGAAACAAAAC
This is a messenger RNA of Drosophila innubila, 3414 nucleotides long. RefSeq names its product probable serine/threonine-protein kinase nek3. Lineage: Eukaryota; Metazoa; Arthropoda; Insecta; Diptera; Drosophilidae. The transcript is spliced from 3 exons. The record is from RefSeq and is a predicted model, not a curated record. The coding region runs from base 31 to 2685 and encodes 884 amino acids.